Molecule: messenger RNA, 908 nt
Organism: Toxotes jaculatrix (banded archerfish)
Lineage: Eukaryota; Metazoa; Chordata; Actinopteri; Toxotidae
Product: cell wall protein DAN4-like
Exons: 1
Coding region: 309-866 (185 amino acids)
Source: RefSeq, a predicted model, not a curated record
GCUCAGCCACAGACACAGCCAGUUCAGCCACAGCUAUAAUACAGGAAACUAACGAUGAAGGAUUUUAUGAAUUUUGGGAAUUUUAUGACAUUCCUGUUGGACCAUUCAAUCCACAAACACAGACAACGCAGACACCAACAGAUACAGACACAACAACAGCCACAACAGAGGAAACUGUUGAAGAUAUUUAUGAAUUGUGGGGAUUUGAAACAAUUCCUGAAGUGCCAUUCACUGGAAUAGAGACAGAGGUUCCAGGGUCUACUGCUUCCACAGCCUCAGCCACCACAUCUGCUCCGGCCACAACAGUGAUGGAAACAUCUGCCACAAUACCUUCUACCACUGCUGGGCCUGGCACGACAACCACCACCACCACUACCACCACCGCUGCUCCUUCCACAACUACCUCUGCUGCUCCUGCAACCACCACCACUUCUGAGCCUACUACCACAACUACCUCUGCUGCUCCUGCCACAACAACUGCCACUACCACUGAGCCCGCUACCACACCGACCGCCACCACCACUGCAGCUCCUACUACGACGUCUGCCACCACGACCACUGCUAUUCCUACUGCGACAUCAGCUACCACCACCACUCCUACUCCUGCUACGACGCCAGCCACCACUACCGCUGCCGCUCCUACCACAACAUCACUUACCACCACCACUGCCACUCCUGCCAUGACACCAGCCACCACCACCACCACUGCCAUGACGAGUGCUUCCUCCUCUAUGAGUGCUGGCUCAUCCACAACCAGCAGUGCCUCCUCCACCACUAUAGGCAUCUCUUCCACUACAAGUAGUGCUGCCUCAACAACAAUGGGUGCCUCCUCCACUACAUUGAGUGCUUCUUCCACAACGACGUAAAAGACUGAGUGUAGAUGAGUGGAAGAUGAACAUUUUUAUUAA